AUGCUUGAUGGGUCAAGCCCCCAGGCUGGCAAGAUUUGGAAAAAGGCAUUACUAACCUUCACCUACAAUGGCAAAAAGAUGAUGGAGACAUUCCUCAUCUGUAACACUGGCAGUCAUGUGGCCAUCUUAGGUUUGAAAUGGUUGGAUGCCCAUAACCCAGAAAUUGAUUGGAAUCAAUGCACUGUCACCUUCCCUCAUAUGCCCCCAGAACAUGUGGCUAUUGCCAAAGAGGAGGGAGCAGACCCCAACCCACUUGAAGGAGUACCCUCCAAAUACCACCAAUAUGCAAAGGUGUUUGGAGAAGAAGAAUUCAACAAGCUUCCCCCACAUAGGCACUACAAUAUUGGGAAUGAACUGACCAAAGAAGGGCCCCUGAACUUGCCCCUAUACAGUAUGACCAAUGCCAAGUCUGCUACACUCAAGGAUUGGCUCAGGGAUGAACUGAAGGCUGGAAAGAUCCAACCCAGCAAAUCCUCCAUCAGUUCCCCUGUCAUGUUUGUCCCCAAGAAGGAUGGUUCCUGCCAACUGGUUGUUGACUACCAUUGUCUGAAUAACUGGACAAAAAAGAAUGUCUACCCAUUACCCCAACCAGAUGACCUCAUGGCCCAGCUCUGUGGUGCCAAGAUCUUUACCAAACUAGAUUUACAUUGGGGUUACAAUGUUGUACACCACUGUAAGGCCCCUAGUUGGCCAUUGUUGUAG
Molecule: messenger RNA, 702 nt
Organism: Rhizoctonia solani
Lineage: Eukaryota; Fungi; Basidiomycota; Agaricomycetes; Cantharellales; Ceratobasidiaceae
Product: Retrotransposable element Tf2 protein
Exons: 2
Coding region: 1-702 (233 amino acids)
Source: RefSeq, a predicted model, not a curated record